Molecule: messenger RNA, 2116 nt
Organism: Meriones unguiculatus (Mongolian gerbil)
Lineage: Eukaryota; Metazoa; Chordata; Mammalia; Rodentia; Muridae
Gene: Dmkn
Product: dermokine
Exons: 20
Coding region: 192-1805 (537 amino acids)
Biological process (GO): cornified envelope assembly
Source: RefSeq, a predicted model, not a curated record
GUGGCAAGAAGGAAGGCUCUGGAAAGCAGGGGAGUCUGGGAACGGAGAGGGAAGGCUGUGGGUCCUGAGGGAGGCAGACUAAGGAAGCAGAGGAAGAAAGGCAAGAGGUCCAGGCCCAGAGGAAGAGAGAAGGGGACGAGAAGUUGGCUGGGCUGCAAAGAUCCUUGGGGGAGAGAGGGAGCUGGGCAGAGAUGAAGCUACAGGGCUCCCUGGCCUGUCUCCUGCUGGCCCUAUGUCUGGGUAGCGGGGCAGCCAGCCCACUGCAGAAUGGAGCAGAGGGCACAGGGGCAGGUUCCUUACAAGGAGUGGGAGAUGCCAUUAGCCACGGAGUUGGAGAGGCUGUAGGCCAAGGGGCUAAAGAGGCAGCCAGCUCAGGAAUCCAGGAUGCCCUCAGUCAGGGGCAUGGAGAGGAAGGUGGCGUUGCUUUGAGGGGGGCCAGGGGAGAUGCUUUUGACCACAGGCUCGGGGAAGCGGCGCGGUCUCUGGGGAACACUGGGAACGAGGUUGGCAGGCAGGCUGAGGAUGUCAUUCGACGAGGGAUAGAUGCUGCCCACAACUCUGGCUCUUGGGGGACAUCUGGAGGCCAUGGCAUGUUUGGCUCUCAAGGUGGUGUUGGAAGCCAGGGAAAUCCCGGUGCUCAGGGGACUCCCUGGGCCUCAGAAGGCAACUAUGGAACCAACUCUCUGGGUGGCUCUGCGGGUCAGGGAGGCAAUGGCAGGUCAUUCAGCUAUGAAACCAAUGGCCAGGGCGCUGUGGCUCAGCCUGGCUACGGCUCAGUGAGAGGCAGCAACCCAAACUCAGGGUGUACCAACCCGCCACCAUCUGGCUCCCACGGAAGCUCCAGCAGCUCUGGGGGAGGCGGCAGCGGCGGUGACCACGGCGGCAGCAGCGGUGGCGGUAGUCACGGCCAGGGCAGUAGCGGCCACGGGAGCAGCAGCAGCAGCAGCAGCGGCCAAGGCCACAGUGGCAGCAGCAGCUCUGGGUCCCGGGACAGAGAAACGGCUAGUUUUGACGAAGGCUAUUCAGUCUCCAGGGGAAGUGGCAGUGGAGGAGACAGAGGAGGAAGCAGCAGCGGCAGCAGCGGCAGCGGAGACAGAGGAAGCAGCAGCGGCGACAGAGGAAGCAGCGGUGGUGGCAGCGGCGGCAGAGGAGGAAGUAGCGGAGGAAGUGGCAGCGGAAGUGGCGGUGGAAACAGACCUGAGUGUGACAACCCAGGAAACGAUGUCCGAGUGGCCGGAGGAUCUGGGAGUCAGGAAAGUAGAGAAAACAGCCGUCUCCUUGGGGGCUCCCAUGACUACCAGGAGCAUGGGUCCAGCGGAGACAGCGGUGAAAAUGAAGCCGUCAGUGAACUCAAGAGUGUGAACUACGAUGCACCAUCCCUGCCUUUCGACUUGGACGGUUUCUGGGAGAAUUUAAAAGCCAAGUUGCGUUUCAUUAACUGGGAUGCCAUCAACAAGGGCCGCCUCCAGCCUCCCAGCACUCGAGCCUUACUUUACUUCCGCAGACUUUGGGAGAAUUUCAAACGCAGCACCCCUUUCUUCAACUGGAAACAGAUCGAGGGCUCGGAUGUGGCGUCGCUGCAGAAGAGGGCAGGGGGAGCCUCCGAUCAGUUUUCGCAGCCUGAGGCAGCAAGACAAGAGGUGUCCGCUGUCACAGCCAAGAACUACCACAACAGCCCACAGGAGAAUCCUACUUACAACUGGCAAUACUAUGCCAAGACCACCCCCAAGGGAGGAGUUGUACCUUCUUCGUCCUCGGCUUCCCGGGCACAACCCGGCCUGCUGAAGUGGAUGAAGUUUUGGUAGAAGAUUCGUCCUAGUCACUGCCGACUCUUCAAGAAGGCAGGUCUUCAGGGAGCUUGGCUGUACUUACCCACAGUCCUCUCUGCUGCGGCAGACCUAUGUGGGCAUUGACAUCCCGCAUCAGCUCACCCGGAGACCUGGUUUAUCUGUCCUCAUCCUCCCCACUCCGCUGCGGUGUCCUGGAGACGAAUCAGCGUCCUAGGAUAACCGGCCAGUUUCUUCACCUUCCCUUUGUGACCGGAAGUCCCCGUAACAAGGCCGCAGGGGCUUCCUACUUUCGAAUAAAUAAAACACCACUCUUUGUUUCCCCAAGA